This is a messenger RNA of Diversispora eburnea, 843 nucleotides long. NCBI's taxonomy places the organism in Eukaryota, Fungi, Glomeromycota, Glomeromycetes, Diversisporales, Diversisporaceae. The record is from the annotation of a GenBank genome assembly.
AUGCUUCGAUUUACUUCAUUACCUCGACAUAAUAAAUGGAGUAAAGUGAAAUACAUCAAAGGCCCUAAAGAUGUUGAACGUGGAAAUUUGUUUGCCAAGCUUUCAAAGGAAAUUCAACUUGCUAUAAAAUUAGGAGGAGGUCCCGAUCCUGAGAGUAAUGUUCGUUUAAGUGUUGCAUUAAGCCAAGCUAAGAAACACAGCUUGCCUAAAGAUAAUGUAGAAAACGCGUUUAAAAAGGCAUUAGGUCAAGGAAAAGAAAAUAAUAAUGUUGAAAAUUUAAUUUAUGAAGGAUAUGGACCAGGUGGAAUUGCCUUCAUAAUAGAGACAUUGACAGAUAAUAAACGUAGAACCGUAAGAGAAAUUAAUAGUCUUUUUACUAAGGCUGGAGGAUCGAUUUCGAACGUUUCUUGGAUGUUUGAGAAAAAAGAUGACAUUGAUAAGAUGAUGGAAAAUGCAAUGGAGCUUGAAGAUGUUAAAGACAUACAAGAAUUAGAAGAAGAUAAUGCUUUAGAGAUUACUUGUACACCCUCGUCAGUAAAUUCAAUAUCCGGAGAAUUAAAGAACAAGUUCAAUUAUGAAGUUACAAGUAUGAAUAGUGGAUAUAUUCCUUCAUCUACAAUUACUGUUAGUAAUGAUGACAAGGAAUUAGUAGAUAAGCUUACCAAGUUUAUUAAAUCAUUAAAUGAAAAUGAUGAUGUAAUUACUUUUCAUAAUAAUGCUGAAACAUUUUCUACAUUUUCGCGUAAUUUGACGAGAUUCUCAAUAUUCAAUAUACAUACGAAAAAAUGGAUUUAUAAUAAUAUUAAUAAUUACUGUUCCCCACACAAUUUAGUUAUAAAAUAG